UGAAAAGAACGUUAGAUGGCGAGAGUAUCUCAAAGCUAACCGUUUCGCAAAUUUUUGUUGUGUUUCGACAAAUUGGUUAAAUCAGCCGGUGCUAAACGAUAUAAAUAAAUACAUAUUGUACAUAUUAAACGGGAGAUAUACAAAAACGUUAAAAAAUGAGCAAAGCACACCCGCCAGAACUCAAAAAAUAUAUGGAUAAAAAGCUGUCUCUAAAAUUGAAUGGAGGUCGACUUGUUGUUGGAUUAUUGAGAGGUUUUGAUCCAUUUAUGAACAUGGUUAUUGACGAAACUGUCGAGGAAUGCAAAGAUGGCACCAAGAACAAUAUUGGAAUGGUGGUAAUUCGUGGCAAUAGCGUCAUAAUGUUAGAAGCCUUAGACAGGAUAUGAGACAUGCUUUUUUGCCAUCUUCUGUAUUUGAUAUAUACAUUUAUAAGAUAUCUUUAAACAAAUAAAACUAUUCUAAGAUGUACAGAUGUUUUGUUCCAUAUUUUUUUUCAACAUAACGAAAAGAACAACUUUUGCUUAUGUUUGAAUAACUAUUACAAAAAAUGAUUUACACUUGAUAUAAAAUCAAUCUUUAUUAAACAUUAUGUUUUUGUAAUCAGUAGUAGAAAUAAAAUUAACAGGAAUUGCGAUAUUUACAUUUAAUAUAUUUUACAUUUUAUUAAUAUAUACACAUAGGGCAAACAAGCAAAUUUCAAGAAUGACAAAUAUUAUUAUUAAAUACAAUUCAAUAAUGAAUAUAAUUGACUUAAGGCUUUCGGACACUUUUGAUGCACAAUGAUUAAUUAUUAAUCAUUGAAUUAUCAAUUGAAAACUUCUUUGCCCUUUACACAACAGAAAUCAGCAUCACACACACACACACACACCAUACAAAUAUCUGUAAAUCUUAAUUAAAUCACUGUAAAACUUAUUUUUUUCAUUGAAUAUAUAAUGUGUAAAGAUAUAUGUAGAUUUAUCAUCAAUGCAGAAUUCUAAAGAAAUGCGAUUUUGGCACAUUUUACUAAUUUACACUAUUGAAUGCCAACAAUGGCGCGUAAAGAAAAAAUUAUUUUGGAUAUAAAUUCACAGAUUAAAUAAAAAAGACACUCUAAAAUUUUUACACAUUUAAUACAGACUAUUGUUUUGAAAUGUGUUUAUCAAUAUAACUUGAUUAUGAUUUCCACCUCACAGACUUUUAUCACGAUGAUAUUUAUUGUAAGAGCUUUGUGAUUUGUGAAAUAUGUAAAGCAAAUUAUUUAUUACACGGCCUCACAAUAAAAAAUGUAUAUUUUCCCAUUUUUUCAA
Messenger RNA from Pseudomyrmex gracilis, 1286 nucleotides. RefSeq names its product probable small nuclear ribonucleoprotein G (gene SNRPG). Bases 156 to 386 code for a protein of 76 amino acids. Gene Ontology annotation, biological process: spliceosomal snRNP assembly; mRNA splicing, via spliceosome. Lineage: Eukaryota; Metazoa; Arthropoda; Insecta; Hymenoptera; Formicidae. The record is from RefSeq and is a predicted model, not a curated record. The transcript has 4 exons. Gene Ontology annotation, cellular component: catalytic step 2 spliceosome; SMN-Sm protein complex; U5 snRNP. Gene Ontology annotation, molecular function: RNA binding.